Salvia splendens (bonfire salvia) is the source of this 1035-nucleotide messenger RNA. Its product is annotated as pectinesterase 1-like. The coding region runs from base 1 to 1035 and encodes 344 amino acids. The transcript has 5 exons. Lineage: Eukaryota; Viridiplantae; Streptophyta; Magnoliopsida; Lamiales; Lamiaceae. The record is from RefSeq and is a predicted model, not a curated record. Gene Ontology annotation, biological process: pectin catabolic process; cell wall modification. Gene Ontology annotation, molecular function: pectinesterase activity.
AUGAAUACACUCCUCUUGAUUCUCUGUUUCAUUCCUAUCGUUUGGUCCGACGACGGCCAAUUCAUGAUUCCCGCCGAUAAAUCUCAGAGGGAAAGCUGGUUCGAAACCACAGUAGGCAAUGCCUCAAGCUUUCAGAAGGUGAUCAAUGUCCGGGUGGACGGUAGUGGCGAUUUCAAGACGGUAACCGAUGCCUUAAACAGCAUCCCCUCGGGGAACAAGGAACGCGUGGUGGUGUCGAUUGGCCCCGGGAAUUAUACUGAAAAGAUAACUAUCGGUAAGGAUAAGCCAUUCAUUACGUUGCUGGGAGACCCCGACAACAUGCCGGUUUUGGUUUUCAACGGCACUGCGAAAACGUACGGCACCAUCGAUUCCGCAACCUUGAUCGCCGAUGCCGCCAAUUUUUAUGGCGUCAAUUUGAAAGUAGUGAAUUCUGCACCAAGGCCAGACGGAAUGAGGGAGGGAGCUCAGGCGGUGGCCGUGAGAGUAGGCGGAGACGCUUCAGCAUUCUAUAACUGCAAAUUCUAUGGAUAUCAAGACACUGUAUGCGAUUAUAGAGGGAGACAUUUCUUCAAAGAUUGCUAUAUUGAGGGGACUAUCGAUUUCAUAUUUGGACGCGGCAAAUCUAUUUAUCUAAACUCGGAGAUACAUGUUAUUCCUGGAGAUCGAAUUGCAUACAUAACAGCACAACAGAGGUCGAGCGAUGAAGAGGCAACGGGUUAUGUGUUCGUCCAUUGCUCUGUGACUGGGUCAGGCCAAAUUGCAUUCUUAGGUAGAGCGUGGUAUCCCUAUGCAAGGGUGGUCUUCGCUAACUCCUUUCUCAGCGACGUGGUCAACCCUCAAGGAUGGUCCAACAAUAAGGAUCCCAACAAUAACAGAACUGUGUUUUUUGGAGAAUUUAAAAAUGAAGGACCUGGAUCAAACUUUGAGGGGCGUGUAACAUUUGCUAAGCAGCUUAAAGAAGAAGAAGCUAAGCCAUUUAUCAGCCUUGAUUUUAUAAAUGCUUCUUCAUGGCUAAUGCCUCCUCCCAAACUCUAA